Suricata suricatta (meerkat) is the source of this 10698-nucleotide messenger RNA. RefSeq names its product plexin B1 (gene PLXNB1). The transcript has 37 exons. Gene Ontology annotation, molecular function: semaphorin receptor activity; protein binding. The coding region runs from base 3645 to 10052 and encodes 2135 amino acids. Gene Ontology annotation, biological process: regulation of cell shape; negative regulation of cell adhesion; regulation of GTPase activity. Gene Ontology annotation, cellular component: semaphorin receptor complex. NCBI's taxonomy places the organism in Eukaryota, Metazoa, Chordata, Mammalia, Carnivora, Herpestidae. The record is from RefSeq and is a predicted model, not a curated record.
CAGUGCCGCCGGGCAGGGGCAGCCCGGGUGAGUGGUGGGCAGCUUCGGUCCUGAGAGUUGGGAACUCACUUCUCCGCACUGAGGGAAACUCUGGCGGCUCCGCCUGUAACGCGAUUGGGAGACAGAGGAGGUGGAGCUGCUCCUCCGCGCCCCCUCCUCGCCGCCGCCGCCACUGCCGGGCCGGCCGGCCUCUUCCCCGCCCUCCCAGGACCACUGGUGGGGUCCUUGCCCCGCGGCCGAGAGAGGAGGGAGGAAGGUCGAGGAAGAGCCUUUGGGAAGGUCUCGGCUUACCCUCUGUAGUAACAGCCCUUACAGGCUGCGCUCAGCGCGACUGACAAAGGCGGACUGUGAGCCUUGUGCCAGGCAUCCCCAGAGGCAGACCCCCCAUCUCCCCACGAGCCAGGCAGUGGUGAUUGAUGAGCGCUCCUGAGUCCGCGCGAGUGUUGCAUAAAUGGUGGGCCUCCUCCAUCCCACCUCAAAAGACAGACAACAGGGUGAGCAUUGUGCACUACAGCACUGUCCGUGAAUCUCUUCUCCUGGGUGGACCCUGGGAGCCAAGCAGGAGAAGAGGAAGGAAAGUCCAGGUUCCCACUGAUCUCCUUAAAUGAGUUCUGGUGUACUACCCCUCCAGGUGUGGAACGGCAGUUUGUUAGCCCCUUUGGUUGGUGAGGACAGCCCCAGGAGAGCCCCAGAGCUGCUUUCUCUUUGCAAAUAGAAGUUAGGCAGCUGAGAGCUCUGCUCUAGAGAAAGGCCCAGAAGAGACCUCAAGGCAGGCCUGGGGCCUGGGUACAGGCAGAGUUAGGCUUUGCCUUUGAGUUUGAAUAGAGCCUGAGAUCUUGUGAUCCUGUAAGUUGAGGACAUGAGACCUGGCUCCAAACCAGCCUUUUCAGUCCACUUGGGCUUGGUUAUUAAUAAAGUGGGCCUGACACCUUGUCCUCUGAAAGGCCAAGUGGCCUGGAACAGGGUGUGGGCCCCAUAUCUCCCCUUCUGGCUGGAUUUCCUUGGCUGUGAAAUGGGGGUUCUUUCAACAUGUAAGGAGCACCUGCUUUGUGCUCAUAUCUGUCUUAGUUGCUGAGGCCUCUGAAUCAAAAGCUACAACCCCUGGCUGCAGGGAGCUUUAAGUCUAGAGUUGGGAGGGUGAACAGAGAGAAAAGUGUCUUUGGUUGGUGCCACUAAUGCCAGGCACAAACAUUUCAUAUUUAAUGGCCAGAGCAGUCUGGGUUCCCAUUCACCAAAUGGGAAAUCUGAGGAUCAGCCCAAGCCAGAGCUGUAGUACACACUAAUGUGGUAGCUGGGUAUGCUCAUUCUAUCCGCCACACAGAGUGGGCGCCUCGGAAGCCCAGGGGGGACACGGAAAACUCUCCUUGGAAAUGAUGGUGAGAGUCAGAGUUAACUAGAUAGAAAGGGAGUGGGCAUUCCAACCAGGGAGGAGUGUGAAACAGCCCAUACUUGGGCCAGCAGGAGCUAACAGCAUGUGUGGGGGAGCAUUGGCAUAGAUUGGAUGGAAGAGGGCGUGGACUGGAGGGGUUUGACCUUUAUUCUUCAGGCCUUGGGCUGCUCCAAAGACGGGCAGAGAUGUGCUUUGAUUCUGCUUGAAGAUCCUGUGAGGUAGGAGGGGUGGCCUGGAGGGCCUGGGGGCUGCUCUGGCCUGUGGCAGAGGUUAGGUGAAUUCGAGUGCCCAGUAAGAGGAGAAGAUGUCACUACCCCUCUUUCCCUCCUCCCCUACCUGUGGUAUAUGGGGAAGGGUGAGGGUCCUGCUUCAGUGAUGGAAGGAGUCCAUCACCGUUCCCAGAGUGGGUCAGCCUCCAGCCUCCUAUUCGGCAUGGCCAGGAGCUGUUCUGAUCCCUCCCCUCUUCCUGUGGGCCACUUGAUCCAGUUGUGACUUUACAUUUGGGGAGUGUCUUGGUUGCUGCCUCUUGAGGGCUGGAAAACUUUGGCAUGCAGUAGGCUCUGAGCAAAUGUUUGUAAGCCAACGAGGGAGCGACUCUUGGUCUAACUUUGGACCCCUCUGCCCCAGGCACAUCCCGAGGCAGGAGGCUACUAGAGGGAGGGAGUGGUAGCAGCAGAGUGCAGGAGGUGGCCCCUGCGCAUCCUCAGAAAGACCCUGUUUUCCCAGAGGAAGAAACUUUCCUCCCCCACCCCUUGGAAACAAGGUAGGGGGCUCCCGGGAAGCCUGGCCUUGCCACAGUCCUGAGUUCACGACUCUCCCUGCUAUCCCCUUUCCCCCACCCCCUCGCGUAGCAAACAGAGGCAGCCUUGUUCCUGCUCCCAUAGAGCUGCCCUGUUCUCCUCACACUAAAAAUGGAAACCCCCAAGCUAUUUCGGGAGCAGUGCCCAGCUGGGCUGUGGCCACGGCUCCCCUGCUCCCACCAGGCGGCCGGACCCUCCUCCGACACUUAUGCCCAGUCGGCUCACUGUGGGGCAGUGUCAGCAGCACCUUGGUGGGGCCUUGGCUGGGAGGAGCCGACCCUAGCUGAGGGAAGCUCUCCCUCAGGCAGACUGGCCGCAGGGUGAUGGGAGGGGCUGGGCAACGUGGGCUGGGCAGAGGAGAGUAGGGGAAGUAUUUCCCGGCCUGGCCUGGGAGCAAGCACUUCACCAACCUGGUGCUCCUGGCUGGGGACCACCUGGGGCUGGGGAAGAUGGGGUUACCAUGGUUUUCUGCUUCCAGCAGGCGUUAGGAGGGAUCUUUGAGGAGAGCAGGCACCCAGGGUCUGAGGACGUCCUGAGGAUGGACAUAGUGACUUUCUCUGGGACAACCCUCCUCCAACUUUGGGCCCCGGCUCUGCUCUGACCUGCAGAAGAAAUAAUAGCAAGAGAUGCCCUGGCUUCCACAGCCUGUAGGACUUAGGGCUCGAGCAGGGAAGUGUGCAUGAAUUUGUGUGCAUGGGUAUCUGAAUGUGGGUGGUGGUGUGUAUGUCUUUGCUGGGGAGUGUGACCUGCCCUUGCGCAGAAUGCGUUUGUACAGUGUGUGUUUUCCUGUGUGUAAGGAGGUUGUAUCUUUGUGCAAGUGUUUAAGUGUGUGUGAUAUGUGGCUUGUGUUCCUACGUGUGUCUGUGCUACGUGGACACACUGUAUCUGCAUGUAUCUGCACGUGUGCAGGUGCCCGUGUGCUUGUGUCUGGGAGUGCGCCUGCAGGGCUGGCAGCAUGAGUGCUUCUUGGUGUCUGCAAGCCUGUGUCUGCUUCUGUGCCCGUGGCAGUUUGGGCUAGACAGUUCCUGGCCUGUGUGGAGGGUGUAUAGCGGUGUGCCCUAAUAGGACAGAGUUUGGGCAGAGGGUAAGAGAGUAGCCAGGAAGGGAGAAGGGGCUGCAGAGGGACAGGGCCAUGCUGGGGGCCUGGUUGGGCCCCGCCAGCCAUGGGGCUCCUUCCUAGUUGCCCUUUCCCAGGCCCUGAGGGUGCCUGAUUCCGCUGCCCUCCCCCUCCCUGUGUGGGCUCUGAGGAGGCGUCCCCUGUGGAAUGUGUUUGGUGGCCGAGGGCCAGGCUGGGCCCAGUUCCAUUGGCAGGCUGGGCAGCGGGAAGGGGAGCCUGGGCUCCCACAUGCCUGCAGCCCAGCCCCCAGUUUCAUGCUCUGCUAUCUCCCUGGCUAGGUGACUUCCACACAGGUCAUGCUGUUGGCUCCUGAUCCAGCCGGCCCUGCCAGGUGACCAUGCCUGCCCUCGGCCCAGCUCUUCUCCAGGCUCUCUGGGCCGGGUGGGUCCUCACGCUCCAGCCCCCUCCACCGGCUGCUUUCACUCCCAAUGGCACACAUCUGCAGCAUCUGGCACAGGAUCCUGCCUCAGGCACCCUCUACCUGGGGGCCACCAACUUCCUGUUCCAGCUGAGCCCUGAGCUGCAGCUGGAGGCGACCGUGCCCACUGGCCCUGUGCUAGAUAGCAGGGACUGCCUGCCACCUGUGAUGCCUGAUGAGUGCCCUCAGGCCCAGCCUACCAACAACCUGAACCAGCUGCUCCUGGUGAGCCCAGGGGCCCUGGUGGUGUGCGGGAGCGUGCACCAGGGGGUCUGUGAGCUGCGGCACCUGGGCCAACUUGAACGGCUGCUGCUGCGGCCUGAGCGGCCUGGGGACACCCAGUAUGUGGCUGCCAAUGACCCUGCAGUCAGCACGGUGGGACUGGUGGCCCAGGGCUUGACUGGGGAGCCCCUCCUAUUUGUGGGGCGGGGAUACACCAGCAGGGGUGUGGGAGGUGGCAUCCCUCCCAUCACAACCCGGACCUUGCGGCCACUGGACCCCCAAACUGCCUUCUCCUAUGAGGAGACUGCCAAGUUGGCUGUUGGCCGCCUCUCUGAGUACAGCCACCACUUUGUGAGCGCCUUUGCACGCGGGGCCAGUGCCUACUUCCUGUUCCUGCGGCGGGACCUGCAGGCUCAGUCUAGAGCCUUUCGUGCCUAUGUGUCCCGAGUGUGUCUCCAGGACCAGCACUACUAUUCCUAUGUGGAGCUGCCUCUGGCCUGCCAGGGUGGCCGCUAUGGGCUGAUCCAGGCUGCAGCUGUGGCCACGUCCCUGGAGGUGGCCCAGGGGGAGGUACUCUUUGCUGCCUUCUCGUCAGCUGCUCCCCCCACUGUGGGCCGGCCUCCGUCAGCAGCUGCUGGAGCAUCUGGAGCCUCUGCCCUCUGCGCCUUCCCCCUGGAUGAGGUGGACCGCCUUGCUAACCGCACACGAGAUGCCUGCUACACUAGGGAGGGCCGUGCAGCAGAUGGGGUGGAGGUGGCCUACAUCGAGUAUGACGUCAAUUCUGACUGUGCACAGCUACCUGUGGAUACCCUGGAUGCUUAUCCCUGUGGCUCAGACCACACGCCCAGCCCCAUGGCCAGCCGUGUCCCCCUGGAAGCCAUACCUGUUCUGGAGUGGCCAGGGGUUCAGCUAACAGCUGUGGCAGUCACCAUGGAGGAUGGACACACCAUUGCUUUCCUGGGUGACAGUCAAGGGCACCUCCACAGGGUCUACUUGGGCCCGGGGAGUGAUGGCCACCCAUACUCCACACAGAACAUCCAUCAGGGGUCUGCAGUGAGCAGAGACCUCACCUUUGAUGGGGCCUUCGAGCACCUAUAUGUUAUGACCCAGAACACACUUGUCAAGGUUCCUGUGGCUUCCUGUGCUCAGCACCUGGACUGUGCCUCUUGUCUUGCUCACAAGGACCCAUACUGUGGGUGGUGUGUGCUCCUUGGCAGGUGCAGUCGCCGUUCCGAGUGCUCACGGGGACAGGGCCCAGAGCGGUGGCUGUGGACCUUCCAGCCUGAGCUGGGCUGUCUGCAAGUGGCAGCUAUGAGUCCUGCCAACAUCAGCCGAGAGGAGCGGAGGGAGGUUUUCCUGUCGGUGCCUGACCUGCCGCCCCUGUGGCCAGGGGAGACCUAUUCCUGCCAGUUUGGGGAUCACCAGACUCCUGCCCUGCUGACCAGUUCUGGUGUGAUAUGCCCUUCCCCAGACCCUAGUGAGGCCCCAGCUCUGCCAAGAGGAGCCGACCAUGUGUCCGUGAGCGUGGAGCUCAGGUUUGGCGCCGUGGUGAUUGCCAAAGCUUCACUGUCCAUCUAUGACUGUGCAGCGGUCACCGAGCUCCGCCCGUCUGCACAGUGCCAGGCCUGUGUGAGCAGCCGCUGGGGCUGUAACUGGUGUGUCUGGCAGCAGCUGUGCACGCACAAGGCCUCGUGUGACGUCGGGCCCAUGGUGGUUAGCCAGCAGAGCCCGCUUCUCUCCCCGGCCCCUCCGGCAAGAGAUGUACCCACCUCCUUCCCACCCAAAGCCCACCAGACCCCAGCUACCCCUGCUCCCGACACCCUUCCCGUGGAGCCCGGUGCCCCCUCCACAGCCUCUGAUGUCCCACCUGGGGACCGACCUCCCCUGCUCAGCCCCUGGGGGCCGGGGGAGGGUCCUGGCCCCAUGCCUGCCUCAGCCUCCACAGAGUCACCUCUCCAUGAGGAACCUCCCCCUCCUGACCCCCCCAACAGACCUGGAACCGCUGUCCCCGCCCCCACUGACUUCGGACCCACGGCCGCACCUGAGGACCUCUUGGCCUCCCACCCAUCACCCUCAGAUGCGGCAGCACUGCCCCCUGCCCCUGCAGACCCCAGCCCCGAGGCUGACCCCUCCGUGGCACUCCUGGACCAGCCCCCCAGCACUGCUCCCGCCACCACUUUCCCAGGGGCCGCUGGCUCCACGAAGCCUGCUCUGGACUGGCUCAUGAGAGAAGGCGGCGAGCUGCCUGAGGCGGACGAGUGGACGGGGGGUGACACACCCGCCUUCUCCACUUCCACCCUCCUCUCAGGUGAUGGAGACUCGGCUGAGCACGAGGGCCCUCCUGCCCCCCUCAUCCUCCUGUCCAGCCUCGACUACCAAUACGACACCCCCGGGCUCUGGGAGCUGGAGGAGGUGAACUGGGGGGCAAGCUCCUGCCCUUGUGUAGAGAGCGUUCAGGGCUCCACGCUGAUGCCAGUCCACGUGGAGCAUGAAAUCCGGCUGCUGGGCAGGAACCUGCGCCUCUUCCAGGACAGCCCAGGAGACCACGAGUGUGUGAUGGAGCUAGAGGGCCGCGAAGUGGUGGUCGAGGCCCGGGUCGAGUGCGAGCCACCUCCAGCUACAGAGUGCCACGUUACGUGCCGGCAGCACCAGCUCAGCUAUGAGGCCAUGCAGCCAGAGCUCCAUGUGGGGCUGUUUCUGCGUCGGGCCGGCCAUCUGCGUGUGGACAGUGCUGAUGGGCUGCAUGUGGUGCUGUAUGACUGCUCCGUGGGACAUGGGGACUGUAGCCGCUGCCAAACUGCCAUGCCCCAAUAUGGCUGCGUGUGGUGCAAGGGAGAGCAUCCACGUUGUGUGGCCCAGGAGGCUUGUGGCGAGACUGAAGCUGUGGCCACGCAGUGCCCCGCACCCCUCAUCCACUUGGUGGAGCCACUGACUGGACCGGUAGACGGAGGCACCCGUGUUACCAUCAGGGGCUCCAACCUGGGCCAACAUGUGCAGGAUGUCCAGGACACGGUCAGGGUGGCCGGAGUGCCCUGUGCUGUGGAUGCUCAGGAGUACGAAGUCUCCAGUAGCUUGGUGUGCAUCACUGAGGCCAGUGGGGAGGAGGUGGCUGGAGCUGUGACAGUGGAGGUGCCGGGAAGAGGACAUGGUGUCUCAGAACAUGACUUUGCCUACCAGGACCCGAAGCUGCAUUCCGUCUUCCCAACCCGAGGCCCCAGAGCGGGGGGCACCCGCCUAACCCUGCACGGCUCCAAGCUUCUGACUGGGCGGCUGGAGGACAUCCGAGUAGUAGUUGGAGACCAGCCUUGUCACUUGCUGCUGGAGCAGCAGGCCGAGCAGCUGCAGUGUGACACCAGCCCCCACCCCACACCUGCCACGCUCCCUGUGGCUGUGUGGUUUGGGGCCGCCAAGCGGAGGCUUCAACACAGCCAGUUUGAGUACACAUCAGACCCCAACAUCACCUCUGCCGGCCCCACCAAGAGCUUCCUCAGUGGAGGACGGAAGAUAUGGGUUCGUGGCCAGAAUUUGGAUGUGGUACAGACGCCAAGGAUCCGAGUGACUGUGGCCCUAAGAGCACCGCAUCCUGGCCAGGGGCUUAGGCGGAGGCGCCGUGUGAUCCCAGAAACAGCAUGCUCCCCUGGAGCUUCCUGUGGCAGCCAUCACUUUGAGAAGCCAUGCCACGUGAACUCCUCUCAGCUCAUCACGUGCCACACGCCUGCCCUCCCAGGCCUGCCUGAGGACCCCUGGGUGCGGGUGGAAUUUAUCCUUGACAACCUGGUCUUUGACUUUGCAACACUGAGUCCCACACCCUUCUCCUACGAGGCUGACCCCACUCUGCAGCCCCUCAACCCCGAGGACCCCACCGCGCCGUUCCAGCACAAGCCCGGGAGUGUGCUCUCUGUGGAGGGGGAGAAUCUGGACCUUGCGAUGUCCAAGGAGGAGGUGGUGGCCAUGAUAGGGGAUGGCCCCUGCGUGGUGAAGACGCUGACCCGUCACCACCUGUAUUGCGAGCCCCCUUUGGAGCAGCCCCUGCCCCGGCACCAUGCCCUCCGAGAGGCACCUGAUGCUUUGCCUGAGUUCACGGUACAGAUGGGGAACCUGCACUUCUCCCUGGGACAUGUGCAGUACGAUGGCGAGAGCCCUGUGGCCUUUCCCAUGGCAGCCCAGGUGGGCUUGGGGGUGGGCACCUCUCUUCUGGCUCUGGGUGUCAUCAUCAUUGUCCUCAUAUACAGGAGGAAGAGCAAGCAGGCCCUGAGGGACUAUAAGAAGGUCCAGAUCCAGCUGGAGAAUCUGGAGAGCAGCGUGCGGGACCGCUGCAAGAAGGAGUUCACAGACCUCAUGACUGAGAUGACCGAUCUCACCAGUGACCUUCUGGGCAGCGGCAUUCCCUUCCUCGACUAUAAGGUGUAUGCUGAGAGGGUCUUCUUCCCUGGGCACCAGGAGUCGCCCUUGCACCGGGACCUGGGCGUACCUGAGAGCAGGCGACCGACUGUGGAACAAGGGCUGGGGCAGCUCUCCAACCUGCUCAACAGCAAGCUCUUCCUCACCAAGUUCAUCCACACCCUGGAGAGCCAGCGAACCUUCUCAGCUCGGGACCGCGCCUAUGUGGCAUCUCUGCUCACCGUGGCGCUGCAUGGGAAGCUCGAAUACUUCACUGACAUCCUCCGCACCCUGCUCAGUGACCUGGUGGCUCAGUACGUGGCCAAGAACCCCAAGCUGAUGCUCCGCAGAACAGAGACUGUGGUGGAAAAGCUGCUCACCAACUGGAUGUCCAUCUGCCUGUACACUUUCGUGAGGGACUCAGUAGGCGAGCCUCUGUACAUGCUCUUCCGUGGAAUUAAGCAUCAAGUGGACAAGGGGCCAGUGGAUAGCGUGACUGGCAAAGCCAAAUACACCCUGAAUGACAACCGUCUUCUCAGAGAGGAUGUGGAGUACCGUCCCCUGACCUUGAAUGCACUGUUGGCAGUGGGGCCCAGCACAGGAGAGGCUCAGGGUGUGCCUGUGAAGGUCCUGGACUGCGAUACCAUCUCCCAGGCCAAAGAGAAGAUGUUGGACCAGCUUUAUAAAGGAGUACCUCUCGCCCAGCGGCCAGACCCCCGUACCCUGGAUGUUGAGUGGCGGUCUGGGGUGGCCGGGCAUCUCAUUCUUUCUGACGAGGACGUGACUUCUGAGGUCCAGGGCCUGUGGAGGCGCCUGAACACCCUGCAGCAUUACAAGGUCCCAGAUGGAGCCACUGUGGCCCUGGUCCCCUGCCUCACCAAGCACGUCGUCCGGGAAAACCAGGAUUAUGUCCCUGGAGAGAGGACCCCGAUGCUGGAAGAUGUGGACGAGGGGGGCAUCCGGCCCUGGCACCUAGUGAAGCCGAGUGAGGAGCCAGAGCCUCCCAGGCCUCGGAGGGGCAGCCUUCGGGGCGGGGAGCGUGAGCGAGCCAAGGCCAUCCCUGAGAUCUACCUGACCCGCCUGUUGUCCAUGAAGGGCACCCUGCAGAAGUUUGUGGAUGACUUAUUCCAGGUGAUUCUCAGCACCAGCCGCCCCGUGCCGCUUGCUAUUAAGUACUUCUUUGACCUCCUGGAUGAGCAGGCCCAGCAGCACGGCAUCUCCGACCAGGACACCGUCCAUAUCUGGAAGACCAACAGCUUGCCACUCAGGUUCUGGAUCAAUAUAAUAAAAAACCCUCAGUUUGUGUUCGACGUGCAGACAUCUGAUAACAUGGAUGCAGUGCUCUUGGUCAUUGCUCAGACUUUCAUGGACGCCUGCACCCUGGCCGACCACAAGCUGGGCCGGGACUCCCCCAUCAACAAACUUCUGUAUGCUCGAGAUAUUCCCCGUUAUAAACGGAUGGUGGAAAGGUACUAUGCAGACAUCAGGCAGACCGUCCCCGCCAGUGACCAAGAGAUGAACUCUAUCCUGGCUGAGCUGUCUCGGAACUACUCUGGGGACCUUGGGGCACGAGUGGCCCUGCAUGAACUCUACAAGUACAUCAACAAGUACUAUGACCAGAUCAUCACUGCCCUGGAGGAGGACGGCACGGCUCAGAAGAUGCAGCUGGGCUACCGGCUCCAGCAGAUUGCAGCUGCUGUGGAGAACAAGGUCACGGACCUCUAGGGGACUGGCGAGCCCUGGCCUGCCGUUGCCUCAGCCCUGCCCGGGCAGCGCUGGAACCAUGAGGGAGAAGCCGCCUUUUAGAUGCCUGUAGUACUUGAUAAGCAGAGUUAGUGGAAGGUGGCCCCUGGGCUCCUGGGGCCUCUGGCCUGGGCUCUGCUGGACCUACCUCGCAGGCCUGGGGCCGUGAGGCCGAUAGGGUGGUGCCCAGCCUGCUCCCCAAGCCCGAUGACCCUGUGGGCUCUUGUCUGUGUGAUGUCAGUCUGUGGGGAGUCAGGGACUCAGGGCUUCCAGAGAGUGGCUGGAAGGGUCUCCAGCCUCUGGAGAAACUGUACUGUUCCUGAACACUGGCCUUUAUCCCACCGGGAUUCCGAGGGGAAGGAGGAGAGCCCCACUUCCUGUCCUUUCCUCCUCCAUCAUCCCUGACCUCAGUUUAGCUGCCUCCAGCCUUGUUGCUGCUGCCACGCUCCUAGGUCCGAGAGACGGAUGCCUCUUCUAGGCCACUGUAAACUGACCCGUUUGGCAGGGCUGGCUGCCUCAGGGCCACCCUGCCUCAGAGGCAGCCAGUGGUCAGGGGCACUUGCUGCAGGGACCUGGGGGAGACCGGUGGCCCCACUGACCCAGCUCUUAAUUAAAGGAUAACACACUG